Zalophus californianus (California sea lion) is the source of this 1603-nucleotide messenger RNA. RefSeq names its product calcium voltage-gated channel auxiliary subunit gamma 8 (gene CACNG8). Gene Ontology annotation, molecular function: voltage-gated calcium channel activity; channel regulator activity. NCBI's taxonomy places the organism in Eukaryota, Metazoa, Chordata, Mammalia, Carnivora, Otariidae. Gene Ontology annotation, biological process: calcium ion transport; positive regulation of synaptic transmission, glutamatergic; transmission of nerve impulse. The coding region runs from base 228 to 1388 and encodes 386 amino acids. The transcript has 4 exons. The record is from RefSeq and is a predicted model, not a curated record. Gene Ontology annotation, cellular component: postsynaptic density membrane; AMPA glutamate receptor complex.
CGCCCAGCCCGGCCGGCCCCGGGCCCCCGAUUCUGCCUGCGCUGUGCCCCCCCCCAGCCGCCGGCACGGCCCCGCCCCCGCUGCCCCGGUGGUGGCCCACGGCCCCCCGGCUGCCCGUGGUCAAACUGGAGUCGCUGAAGCGCUGGAACGAAGAGAGGGGCCUUUGGUGCGAGAAGGGGGUGCAGGUGCUGCUGACCACGGUGGGCGCCUUCGCUGCCUUCGGCCUCAUGACCAUCGCCAUCAGCACGGACUACUGGCUGUACACGCGCGCCUUCAUCUGCAACACCACCAACCUCACGGCCAGCGACGACGCGCAGCCCCACCGCGGGGGCGGCGGCUCCUCUGAGAAGAAGGACCCCGGCGGCCUCACCCACUCGGGGCUCUGGAGGAUCUGCUGCCUGGAAGGGUUGAAAAGAGGCGUCUGCGUGAAGAUCAACCAUUUCCCGGAGGACACGGACUACGAUCAUGACAGCGCGGAGUAUCUGCUCCGAGUCGUCCGGGCCUCCAGCAUCUUCCCCAUCCUCAGCGCCAUCCUACUGCUGCUCGGGGGCGUGUGCGUGGCGGCCUCCCGGGUCUAUAAGUCCAAGAGGAACAUCAUUCUGGGCGCAGGGAUCCUGUUCGUGGCAGCAGGCCUGAGCAACAUCAUCGGCGUGAUCGUGUACAUCUCGGCCAACGCGGGCGAGCCGGGCCCGAAGCGGGACGAGGAGAAGAAGAACCACUACUCGUAUGGCUGGUCCUUCUACUUCGGCGGGCUGUCGUUCAUCCUGGCCGAGGUGAUCGGCGUGCUGGCCGUCAACAUCUACAUCGAGCGCAGCCGCGAGGCGCACUGCCAGUCUCGCUCGGACCUGCUCAAGGCCGGCGGGGGCGCGGGCGGCAGUGGCGGGAGCGGCCCCUCGGCCAUCCUCCGUCUGCCCAGUUACCGCUUCCGCUACCGCCGCCGCUCCCGCUCUAGCUCCCGCUCCAGCGAGCCGUCGCCGUCGCGGGACGCGUCUCCCGGCGGCGCCGGGGGCCCGGGCUUCGCCUCCACGGACAUCUCCAUGUACACGCUCAGCCGCGACCCGUCUAAGGGCAGCGUGGCCGCGGGGCUGGCGGGGGCCGGCGGUGGCGGCGGCGGCGGCGGCGGCGGCGGCGGGGCGUACGGCGGAGCGGGCGCGGGCGGCGGCGGGGCGGGCGCCGAGCGGGACCGCGGGGGGGCGCCCGGCUUCCUCACGCUGCACAACGCCUUCCCCAAGGAGGCAGGCGGUGGCGUCACGGUCACGGUCACCGGGCCGCCCGCCGCGCCCGCGCCCGCCCCGCCCGCGCCCGCCGCGCCUGCCCCCGGGACCCUGGCCAAAGAGGCCGCCGCCUCCAACACCAACACGCUCAACAGGAAAACCACGCCGGUGUAGGGGCGCGCGCCGGGGGGCGCCGAGGGGGCGUGUCCGGGGCGCGUGCGCGGGCGCGCGUGCAACGAGGCUGCCGAGGGGCGGGGGCGCCCCUCCCUCCCCGCGAGCGCGCUGGAGACUGCUUGGCCUUCCCCCGCGCCCCGCGCUCGGAUCGGGGACCCCCCCGAGGGAGGGGGCCGUUGGGAGGGGGCGUCGUGUUUUAUUUUUUGGGGGGAGGG